This is a messenger RNA of Panicum virgatum (switchgrass), 889 nucleotides long. RefSeq lists its product as uncharacterized. The transcript is spliced from 3 exons. The record is from RefSeq and is a predicted model, not a curated record. The coding region runs from base 251 to 481 and encodes 76 amino acids. Lineage: Eukaryota; Viridiplantae; Streptophyta; Magnoliopsida; Poales; Poaceae.
GCUUGGACUUGAGCAGUGGGGAGGAAUAGAAGCAGCUGUCCCGGGAUCGGACGCACUCAGCGCGCAGAGGGGUAAGAGGCGAGGUCGAUCGGUGAGCGCGUCUCCUCCUAUCUCUCCCCUGCGUUGCCGUGAUCUGAGGAUUUGUGGGAGGGUGUAUCUUGCUGAGUGAUUUGAUGAAUCUGACUCAUUUUUCUGUUCUCUGAAGCGAGGAGGGGAGAGGGGAGAAGAGAAGAGGGGGACGAGGGGGAAGAUGAGCGAAGAGAGGCCGGUGCCGCGGAGGGAAAGCCCGUGGGGUUUGCCGGAGGGCGACACGAGGCAGCCCAAGGCGCACCGCUGCAACGACCGCGCCGAGGACGUCGUCCAGUCUGCCUUUGAAGGGAACCCAUUCAAGACAGUUCCGGGUCCAUUCAAGCUCUUCUGGCAGUGCAUGCGAUCAAAACCUGGGAGGAUAUCAACUAGUAACUGCGGAGAUGGCCCAUGAAGAGUUAUCUCCACAGGAGUUAAGAUUUUGGCAGUUUGGAACAUGUUGAUGUGGCAGCAAUAUUCAACUGCAUGGCUUUGCCUCAGUUCUAUCAUGUAGUUACUGAAUAGUAUGAAUUAGGUUAGGUGAUUUUAACAUUCUUGUAGAAUUUAUAUAAGUCAGUUCUCUGUUGAUGUGAGUCGCGAAAGUUUAUGGAGAGACUCCCUGCAUACUUCUCGGACUGCCUCUGCCAUCAGCUUGUUUCUCUCAGAGAAUGGCUUGCUUCCAAAUGUGAUGUUGCAUCUUUUGAGAAGGUGUUUCUGUUAGUUGCUUAGGUUUCUUGGAUCAGACAUGUCUUUUUAUGUAUUGGUAGCUGUGAAACCUGGCUCAGGAUUAGUCAACAUAUGUGUGGAUAUCUCAUCCUGGUUA